CAAGGUUGCCGCGGCUGGGGAGAAUGGCUGCAGCUGCGUGUGGCUCCCCGACGAGCCGGCCGCCCCAAGAGGAGCCUCCGGAGGCAGCGCCGGCCGGGGCUCGCAAACGGGGCGGCGACGCGCGGCGGAGGCAGGCCGCCCUCUUCUUCCUCAACAACAUCUCCCUGGACGGGCGACCGCCGUCCUGCCCGGCGCCCGGGAAGCCUUCGCAGGGGCUGCCCGCUUCGCCGGCCCCAGGAGAGCCUCAGCCGCCGCCUCCGCCGCCGCCCCAGCGGCCGGAGGAAGAGGCAAGAGGGGCGGCGUCGGCCGAGCCCGCUCCCCGCCUGCUGCUGCCGGGCCCCCACGGGCCCCCGCCGGGCUUCCUGCUGCCCCCCACGGCCGAGCUGGACCCUUCCCGCGGGCUGGGCGCGGCCGCUGCCCUCCUGCCCCAACUGCUGCUGGGCAGCCCGCUCUGCCCGGUGCCCGCCGCUGCCGCCGCCGCUGUCAGCCCGGCCGCCCUAGCGGGGGUCUUGAUGGGGGCCCCCAAGACGGGCAUCGCGCCCCCCGGAUUGCUCAGCCCCACCCAGGGCGCCCCUGUUGGAGGAGGAGGAGCAGGAGGAGCAGGAGGGCUACCUUUGGAGGUGCAGAGGCAAAGAACGAAGCACGUAUCUGGAUCUCCGCGACACAAAGGCUUGAAGAAAGUACAUUUCAUCAAGAAUAUGAGGCAAUACGACACGCGGAACAGCAGGAUAGUGUUGAUUUGUGCAAAACGAACCCUUUGUGUGGCUUUUUCUAUCCUGCCUUAUGGGGAGAGUUUAAGGAUCAGCGAGCUGAGAAUAGAGGGGCAGAAACAGAGGCAUCCCUCGGGCGGAAUUUCAGCCACCGCAGAGAUGGUGUUUGGAAUGGAAGGGGUGGAACUAGGAGCUGAUGGCAAGGUGGUGUCCUAUGCAAAAUUCUUGUAUCCAACCAAUGCUCUCAUGGGCCACAAAAGUGAUGGCAUCAGUGCCGUUACCGUAUGUCGAGCAAGUGCAUCCCGAACAGCUGGAGGAUCGAGGUAUAAAACUUCAGCAGCCAAAACCAUCCCUUCGACAGCAGAUCUGGGAAAUGAAGUGGGAGAAUUGAUAGAGUACAAUCCCAAUUUGCUUGAUGAUCCGCAGUGGCCGUGUGGGAAACACAAACGUGUCCUCAUCUUUGCAUCGUACAUGACCACCGUGAUCGAAUACGUAAAACCCUCAGAUCUUAAAAAAGAUAUGAAUGAAACAUUUAAAGAAAAAUUUCCUCACAUCAAGCUCACGCUCAGCAAAAUCAGAAGUUUAAAGAGAGAAAUGCGGACCCUGAGUAUGGAGUGCAACCUGGAGCCAAUUACUGUGUCCAUGGCUUACGUCUACUUUGAGAAACUUGUCCUCCAAGGCAAGCUCAACAAACAGAACCGAAAACUGUGUGCCGGUGCUUGUGUGCUGCUCGCAGCCAAGAUUAGCAGUGAUCUCAGGAAACACGAAGUCAAACAUCUAAUUGAUAAGUUGGAAGAACGAUUCCGAUUCAACAGACGAGAUCUCAUUAGAUUUGAAUUUACUGUUCUUGUGGCUUUGGAAUUAGCUCUUUACCUUCCCGAUAACCAAGUGUUACCUCACUUCCGUCGUCUCACACAACAGUCCUAGUCAAAGCUAUAUUAUAACAAAAGCACCAAUUUUUAGGCCGAUAUGGGGACUGACGCCCAGCUUUUCCUAGUUGACAGGAUCAAACUGUUCAGAAUAUUCCUGGCAGGGGAGUUGAUGGUGGGAUUUUCAUGGAAUUACCAAAGUGGAAAAUACAAUACAGAACCCAUGUGUGAGAAGUGGCAGAAGUGGGAGAUUUUUGUUUGAGAAACUCAAGCACAAAUUAUUUGCAUCCAGUUGCCACUAAAAUUGCUGAUGAUCGUUCAUUUAACUUUUUGUUUUCUGGAAACAAUCUCUUCUUGCCUGGCAUUGCUACUUUAUCAUUUCUUUACCCUCUUUUUUUCCCCUCUUCUUCAAACUUAAAAGAGCAACACUUCCAUUCCUUAAUUAAUGCUUCAGAAAAAUAACAUUUCGAAUCAUAAUAACUUGGGGAGGGGAAGAAGAAGGACGUGCCUAAGGCUGGGCUGGUACCAGUCUCUCUUUUUCUCUUUCUUGUUUCUAACGUUACGUUACUUAGUGGCAAAUUCUGAAUUUAAGCAGCAAUUUAUCCUUUUGCCUUUAUUUUACUUGUGCUAUAAGGAAAAAAAAAAGUAUCUGCACUAUAAUUUCUGGGAAGGUUGUCUAUGUUGAUUAUUCAGUUUUGCUUUCUUUUUAAAUGAAACAUUGUUGAAAUAUUGCACUUGUUGAACAAGGAGCUAUAUAGCAAAACAGUCUUCAUUUUAACGUGUCCCUCAGAGGUUGAGUGAAACUAUUGAUUUAAUGGCAGUAAUUUUGACAUGUAGCUUCCAGAGCUAGUAUGUUUCUGUUACUGCUUUCUGUAGCCUGAAAGUAAUAACUGUUUUAUUUAUAACAAAAUGUUCAUAUAUUCUCUUUCCUGUGUGCUAUACUGACAUGUAAACGUCUCAGGCAGUACCGCUGUCGUUAACCUAAAUUAAGCCAAUGAAACUCAGCAUGUCUAACUUCUGUAAAAGUUUUUUUUCUUUUAAAAAAAGGUUCUUCCAAGCUUUGAUGUCACUGUGAUGUUCCUCACAAACCUGAUUUUUAAAUGCACAUUCAAACCGCCAAUCUUAGAAAGGCCAAUGUCUAGCAGCGUGCCGGGUAGAUGCAGUUUUUAUACACUUGGACAAUACAUUGAUUUAAACAUUCAGAUGCUAAAAUAUGAACUUUCUUGAGACUACCAGAGGAGUCAGUGGCUGUCAGGUUUUUUUUUCCUAAGCAAUAUUGUGAUAUAAAUCAAAGUGUUUGUGUAUAUGUGUGAUAUUUGCUGGUGAACAAAAUUACUACUUGGAUAUUGUAAUUAAUGUCCACAUUCUUACUUUUUAGUGUAACUUUGGCCAGUUUUAGUGAGAGAGAGAGAGAAAGGAGAGAGAUCUUGCAAAAUAAGAGGGAAGAUAAAAGUACAUCAGUAUGGAACGGACCACUGCAGGUGUAAAAACACAUUUUUGAGCACAGGUACACUGCUACCAUCAUGACAAUGUACAGUAAACAAAGCACACUGGGGAGAAGCUUAGAGAACAAAUUCUCUGAUAAACUGUUUUAUGAUAGCAAUUGCUGUUUAACAAAAGCAUUUAAAAUAUAGGCACACACCUGGUUGAAACUUAAAUGGUACAGUCAACAAUUCUGGGCUGUAGAAACUGGGCCUCUUAAGUAAAAUAGGGGUCUUUUAGUACCUAGAUUGCCACAAAUUUUAACUUGGAAAUACAUAUGCUUUGGGAUGGAAAGUUGCAAAGGGAAUCCAAAGAAACAUCUGGAAUGACAGGAAAGAAAAAUAGUAGAACCCAAGAACGCAUUAUUUAGCAUGAAGAGUUUUGACUUUAUCCCUGACUUUUCUUGCAUUUAUGCAUGAAUGAAAACUAGUUGGAAAAUAUUUUUAACCUAAAGUCAGCUUGUUAUUGAAAUUUGAGCCAACACAGUUGAGAAUGGCUUUCUAAUCAUGGCUUGGAAAUUAAUGCACCUCAUUGUAUUAAUAAUACCUGUCAAGUCCUAAUUGUAUCCUUUUUUGAUAUAAUGUAUAAUAUCUUAAUUAUUGAUCACAAUUUAAAAUGUGGUAUGUUGCAUUUCUUUAUGGAAUAUCACACUGUAGAAUGCCAUCUGUUUUUCCCAAGAAACUUUAGAAAUAAUUGGGUGGGGCAUUAAAUCACCUGAACAGAAAGCAACAGAUUUCCCCCUAGACACACACAAUUUUUCAAUUUUGUUAAACAGUACUAACUUAAACACAGCUGACCUGACUAGCUAUACUCUGUUCUAUAAUAUUUGCCAACUUAGUUUCCCAAGUAAGGCAGGUAUAAGAGCCGUGGUGGCGUAGUAUUAGUAGAAUGCAGUAUUGCAAGCUAACUCUGCCAAAUGCCAGCAGUUCAAUCCUGACAGGCUCAAGGUUGACUCAGCCUUCCAUCCUUCCAAGGUCGGUAAAAUGAGGACCCAGAUUGUUGGGGGCAAUAGGCUGACUCUGUAAACCGCUUAGGGCUGUAAAGCACUAUGAAGUGGUAUAUAAGUCUUAAGUGUUAUUGCUGUUAUCUUUUUUCAAGCAAAUAUGCUUGUCAAAAGGCUGCUUGAAAAGGCUGUCCUAAUUAAAAUCUGAAAUUUAAUUUUGUCCUUGGAAACAUGUAGAGUUUAGUUACCGUAGUAUGCAGGCACUGGGACAGGUAAGUUCUACUAUUCGGAGGCAACAAAGUUGGAGAAGGCUGUUCUUAAAAGUACAAAACACCUUAAGUGUUAAAUAUAUAUGGUAAUGGUACGAGUUCACCUCUUCAGAUAAUAAAGUAGGUUUGUAAUGACUAACGGUACAAUUUUAUAAAAGAAAAAUCUAUUUUAGAACCAAGGACCCAUCUAUAAAUCAGGAAUUCUGAUUUUCUCCUCUUCCCUUAUAUGUACUUGCAAAUUUGCAGUCUAUAUUGACAAAGACUUGUUCUGGUCUUUUAUUAUACAUGGAAAUAUAUUUUGGAUGGAAGAGACUGAAAAUCUUGCCUAAUAUUCGACACAAUUUUGCUUCAGGAUUCAAAAGAGGAAUUGAGUAUCAUUUUUAACUGCAUUUUGGCUUUGUACACUGAGUUACAUAGUUCAACUACUGAAUACUGUAGUGAAUAUGGAGAAUGUAAUGUGUUUGUAAUUACAUACCUUAAUUUGGGGGAUUGGUUCUCAUUCGUCUAAGACCUACUGUAUUCCUUGUUCAUGCAAUAUCUGCCACUGCGUGGUAACUAUUAUUAUUACAACCAAACUUAGAUCCAGUAUAAAUUCUCAGUUUAUUAUCUUUGGAGU
Pseudonaja textilis is the source of this 4889-nucleotide messenger RNA. It is a transcript of the gene CABLES2, whose product is annotated as Cdk5 and Abl enzyme substrate 2. Gene Ontology annotation, biological process: regulation of cell cycle. The record is from RefSeq and is a predicted model, not a curated record. NCBI's taxonomy places the organism in Eukaryota, Metazoa, Chordata, Lepidosauria, Squamata, Elapidae.